AUGAAAUCUCGGUACAUUCUAUUAACUUUAUCUAUAGUCAUUGCCAUUAUAGCCAUUUUAGCAUCCCAAACUCUCUUUAGCACACCUCCUAGAGUCUUUAUACACAAUCCCUUCGAUAUUUUAUAUGGUAUUAAAGCAAUAUCAUAUUCAGCUAUAACAUCCGUUUGCAGCCACCACCAUCAUCAUCACUACAGGCCUAAUCAUCACCACCGCCGCAAACCAUCUCAUAGUAAAAAGAAAAUUUCAAUAUGCGACGAUUUUCCCAAAAAUUUACCUCCACCGGACACCGACACAACAUCCUAUCUCUGUGUGGAUAAGAACGGUUGCUGCAAUUUCACAACGGUGCAAUCAGCCGUGGACGCAGUCGGAAACUUUAGUCAGAGAAGGAACGUCAUUUGGAUAAAUUCCGGCAUGUACUAUGAAAAAGUGGUGAUCCCGAAGACUAAACCAAACAUAACGUUGCAAAGACAAGGGUUCGAAACCACAGCCAUAGCGUGGAACGAUACGGCCUACUCGGCUAAUGGCACUUUUUAUCGUGCCUCGGUCCAAGUCUUUGGUUCUCAGUUCCUCGCAAAAAACAUUAGUUUCAUGAACGUGGCACCAAUACCAAAGCCGGGAGAUGUAGGCGCUCAGGCGGUGGCGAUAAGAAUACCGGGAGAUGAGGCGGCGUUUGUAGGAUGUGGUUUCUUCGGAGCCCAAGACACUCUUCAUGACGAUAGAGGUCGUCAUUACUUCAAAGAUUGCUACAUUCAAGGCUCCAUUGAUUUCAUCUUCGGCAACGCUAAAUCUCUCUACCAGGACUGUCAGAUAAUAUCAAUGGCGAACCAAGUGAGUGCAGGGUCAAAGUCUAUCAACGGAGCAGUGACUGCAAAGGGCCGUAACUCGAAGGACGAGAACAGUGGCUUCUCCUUCGUCAACUGCUCAAUAGGCGGCACCGGUCACGUGUGGCUCGGUCGUGCAUGGAGGCCCUACUCACGUGUCAUCUUUGUUUCCACUUUCAUGACCGAUGUUAUCGCGCCUGAAGGCUGGAACAACUUCAAUGAUCCAUCUAGAGAUGCGACAAUAUUUUAUGGAGAGUAUAAUUGUUCGGGUCCAGGGGCUAAUAUCUCGAAGAGGGCACAGUAUGUUCAGAAGCUUAACGAGACUCAAGUUGCUCAAUUCAUUAACAUGACUUUUAUUGAUGGAGACCAGUGGUUACAGUAUUUCGAUAUUUAA
Brassica oleracea var. oleracea is the source of this 1215-nucleotide messenger RNA. Its product is annotated as probable pectinesterase 8. Lineage: Eukaryota; Viridiplantae; Streptophyta; Magnoliopsida; Brassicales; Brassicaceae. The record is from RefSeq and is a predicted model, not a curated record. The coding region runs from base 1 to 1215 and encodes 404 amino acids. Gene Ontology annotation, molecular function: pectinesterase activity. Gene Ontology annotation, biological process: cell wall modification. The transcript has 6 exons.